Molecule: messenger RNA, 10787 nt
Organism: Amphimedon queenslandica
Lineage: Eukaryota; Metazoa; Porifera; Demospongiae; Haplosclerida; Niphatidae
Exons: 47
Coding region: 41-10675 (3544 amino acids)
Molecular function (GO): calcium ion binding; protein binding
Source: RefSeq, a predicted model, not a curated record
CAGCUCGAUCAGCACUCAGCAGUGAAUCCGUGAUUUGGAUAUGAAGGCUCGUAUGAAGGUCUUUUCUCUUCUCCUAGUUUUUUGUGUAGGGAUAUGCUACACUGAAGGAUCAGCAGUAUGUACUGUCCUAAAAACGAGACAAGCGUCAAUUAGUGCUGCUACAACUGUUUACUCUCAGAGCUCUUACAGUAAAAGUUGUGGUUGGUGGUUGUUUAGGUGGUUGUUUAAGAAGAGGUGCACAGCCUAUAAAGCAAGAUCAUCAAUACAGUAUGUAACAAAUUAUGUAACUGAGUACUAUAAAAGUCAAGAGUGCUGCACAGGAUAUAGUGGAACUCCUCCUAAUUGCUCUCCUGUCUGUAAUGAUCCUUGCUCAAACUGUGCCGCUUCUUGUAUUGUUCCUGGUAUAUGUACCUGCAAAUCUGGAUAUACUGGUCAUGACUGUUGUACAGAUAUUAAUGAGUGCUUGUCUUCUAAUGGAGAUUGUGAGCAUCAAUGUCAUAACACUGAUGGUAGUUUUACAUGCUCAUGUCCUACUGGUUUGAGUCUAGUGUCACACACUGCAUGUCAAGAUAUUAAUGAAUGUGCAUCCUCAAAUGGAGGUUGUUCUCAAAUUUGUAAAAAUACUCCUGGAAGUUAUUAUUGUGAAUGUUAUCCUGGAUAUACUCUUGGUAGUGACAGCCACACGUGUAAUGAUAAUGAUGAGUGCAAUGAUAGCACUGAUGCAUGCAGUCAAGUAUGUCAUAACACAGUUGGUAGCUAUGCGUGUAGUUGUAACUCUGGAUAUUCACUUGCUACUAGUGAUCACAGAACAUGUACUGAUAUAAACGAGUGUUUGGAUGGUGAUAAUGGUGGAUGUCAUGGAACUUGCACUAAUACUGUUGGCAGUAGAACUUGUUCUUGUAGCAGUGGAUAUGUACUGACCAAUGGAAAUGAAUGUCCUGAUAAAAAUGAGUGUUCAGUUAGCAAUGGUGGAUGUGCUCAAAACUGUCACAAUACAAUUGGAUCAUUUACAUGUUCUUGUAAUGCUGGCUAUGCAUUGAGUAGUAAUGGAAAAGGCUGCAAUGAUAUUAAUGAAUGCAAUACAAACAAUGGUGGCUGUGAGCAUACCUGCACAAACACAGUUGGUAGUUAUACCUGUUCAUGUAGAACUGGUUACUUGCUCUCCAAUGGGCAUUGUGCAGAUAAAAAUGAAUGCAAUAGCAACAAUGGAGGCUGUAGUACUACUUGCGUCAAUACUGUUGGUGGUUACCAUUGUGAGUGUAAUUCAGGAUACAACCUUCAGAGUAAUGGAAAAACAUGCCAAGAUGUGAAUGAGUGCUCCACUAAUAAUGGAGGCUGUGCUCAGAAUUGUGUCAAUACUGCCGGUAGCUAUCACUGUACUUGUAAUGCUGGCUAUACUUUGUCUGGUAAUGGGAAAACGUGUAAUGAUAAUAAUGAAUGUGGCAAUCAGAAUGGAGGAUGUGACCAAGUGUGUACUAAUACAGUAGGGAGCUUCACCUGUUCAUGUAAUACUGGCUACACACUAUCUAACAAUGGAAGAGACUGCAAUGAUAUAAAUGAAUGCAAUACAAACAAUGGAGGAUGUAUGCAAAAUUGUAUCAACACAGCUGGGAGCUACUACUGUACAUGCAACACCGGGUAUUCACUGGCUAAUAAUCAGCGUGGCUGUCAAAAUAUUAAUGAGUGUAAUCAAGGAAAUGGUGGAUGUGAACAGACUUGUACUGACUCUAAUGGCAGUUUCACAUGCUCUUGUAACACUGGGUACCAGCUAGUAUCAGGAAAGCAUUGCUCUGAUAUAAAUCAAUGUAAUUCUAAUAACGGAGGAUGUGAACAUACUUGUAUUAAUACAGUUGGUAGUUACUCCUGUCAGUGUAAUUCUGGCUAUAGUCUUAACAGUGAUAAUAGUAAUUGUGAUGAUAUCAAUGAGUGCAACACUAACAAUGGAGGGUGUCAGCAUGUUUGUCAGAAUACUGUUGGUAGCUAUAAAUGUUCCUGUAAUGCUGGAUACACUAUAAAUCUUGACAAUAAAACUUGCUCAUUUAAUUGUGAUGAUUCUUGUCAUCAUUGUAUCUCAUGUACCUCUCCUACUACAUGUUCCUGUAUCAGUGGAUGGAUGGGUGAUAACUGUUGUACAGAUAAAAAUGAGUGCUUGACAAAUAAAGGUGGGUGUGCUCAUCAGUGUCAUAAUUCAAUGGGAUCAUAUACAUGCACAUGCAACCAUGGAUAUCAGCUACAACCUAAUGGAAAGACUUGUAUUGAUAUAAAUGAGUGUUCAAAUGAUGAUGAUAAUGAUUGCAAUCAAUUAUGCAGUAACACCCCUGGGUCGUAUACAUGCUACUGUAAUACCGGCUAUGAAUUGCAAUCAGAUGGUGCCACUUGUGUUGAUACUAAUGAGUGUCACAACAACAAUGGAGGAUGCAAUCAAACCUGUACCAACAACAUUGGUAGUUAUACCUGCUCUUGCUCAGAUGGAUACACUGCUAGUGGACAUUCUUGUAAUGAUAUCAAUGAGUGUUCUUCUGCUAGUACUAAUGACUGUACACAUACCUGCUAUAAUACAAUUGGUAGUUAUGUGUGUGAUUGUAAUGUUGGCUAUGUACUUGAUACUGAUGGACUUACUUGUGUUGAUGAUAAUGAGUGUAAUAGAAACUAUGGAGGGUGUAGUCAAAGGUGUAUUAAUAAUGUUGGUAGUUAUAGCUGUGAGUGUUUUCAAGGAUAUAUUUUAGAUGAUGAUAGUCAUAAUUGUUCAGAUCACAAUGAAUGUGCUACAAAUACACAUGCUUGUGAUCAGCACUGUCAUAACUCAAACAGCUCCUACUACUGCACUUGUGACAAUGGAUACAGACUACAGCCAGAUGGAAGAACAUGUGAAGAUAUUGAUGAAUGUGCUGAGCACAGUUCAGGAUGUAACCAGUAUUGUAAUAAUACAGAUGGAGGUAGAAUAUGCUCAUGUUACAAUGGAUAUGAGCUUAGUAAUAAUAACAGAACAUGCAUAGAUAUCAAUGAGUGUCUUACUAAUAAUGGAGGCUGUGAAACUACUUGUACUAACACUCCUGGUAGCUACAGUUGUUCAUGCAACCCUGGAUAUGAACUUGACAAUGAUGUACAUCACUGCAAUGAAAUUGAUGAGUGUCUUCGUGGCACUGAUUUGUGUGAACACAAUUGUACUAACACUGCUGGUAGCUACAACUGCUCCUGUGUGGUUGGAUAUUACUUGGAGGCUAAUAAUCACAACUGUACAGAUAUAAUUGAGUGUAACACUGAUAAUGGUGGCUGCAAUCAAACAUGUGUCAAUGAGAUUGGAAGUUUCCAUUGUCUUUGUGAUUCUGGAUACACUCUUGAUGAUGAUGGACUAGGAUGCACUGAUAUCAAUGAGUGUCAGACUCCUAGUCAUGGUUGUGAUCAGCAGUGUAGUAAUACAAUAGGCUCUUACUACUGCUACUGCAAUAAUGGCUAUAGACUAAAUUCUACCAGUCAAAGAACAUGCUAUGAUAUUGAUGAGUGCUCUGAGGAUACAGAUGGCUGUGCUCACAGUUGUCAUAAUACAAUAGGCAGCUAUUAUUGUUCAUGUAAUACUGGCUAUUCUCUUGAAACUGAUCAGCAUGGUUGUGAAGAUGUCAAUGAAUGUUUGACAAACAAUGGAGGAUGCAAUCAGACCUGUAACAAUAGCAUUGGUAGUUACAGUUGCUCUUGUGAGAUAGGAUUUGAUCUACAUAAUGAUCAACAUGACUGCAAUGAUAUAAAUGAAUGCAGUAGCAAUGAUGAAAAUAAUUGUGAGCAAGAGUGCAUUAAUAACUAUGGUAGCUACACUUGUGAUUGUUUUACUGGCUAUCAAUUGGACAGUGAUAAAUAUAACUGCUCAGACAUCAAUGAAUGCAGUAUUGAGAAUGGAGGGUGUGAGCACUACUGUACUAACGAGAUAGGUUCAUAUCAUUGCUCCUGUGAGACAGGUUAUAUUUUGGCAACUAAUGGUCAUGAUUGUAAUGAUGUUGAUGAAUGUUUAAUGAAUUACGAUAGUUGUGAGCAAAACUGUCAUAACACAAAUGGCUCUUACUAUUGCUCCUGCAAUACAGGCUACAGGCUCAGCUCUGAUAACUUCACUUGUGAUGAUGUUCAUGAAUGUGAUGAAGGCAUAUCAGGCUGUGAACACAAUUGUACUAAUAGUAUUGGAAGUUACAAUUGCAGUUGUACCACUGGAUACUACCUUGAUUCUGAUAAUCAUUCUUGUAAAGAUGUCAAUGAAUGUGAAACAGCUAAUGGAGAUUGUGAACACAAUUGCAAUAAUGUCAUUGGUAGCUAUUACUGCACGUGUCGUGAAGGAUAUGACUUAGAUGAUGACCUUCAUGGAUGCACAGGUCAGCCUUGCUAUUUGAAUCUUACUGCUCCUGUUAAUGGCUCAAUGAUGUGUACUGGUGUCCCUGAUCAAGUUACUGAUGAGAACUGCACCUUCUUGUGUGAUUAUGGCUUUACGUUUUAUGGGUCCCCAUUGAGAACCUGUCUCUCUAAUCACAGCUGGACAGGAGAGGAGCCUUAUUGUGUCAUUAAACACUGUCCCCGUCUCUCUCCUCCUCCUAACGCUUACAUUACAACUAAACCAUGUGACAAGGAAUACACAACAGACUGUGAAAUAAGAUGUGUGGACGGUUAUUAUAUUAAUGGACGAACACCAUUUUAUCAGACCUGUACUGUAGAUAAUACCACUAAUGAGGUAUUCUGGACUAGACCACCAAUUUGUGAGAUCAUUCCAUCUUGUGCUUCAAAUCCUUGCCUUCAUGGUGGAAAGUGUCAUGAUAGAAAUGUAGGCAGUUUUGCAUGUGACUGCUCAUUGACUAAUUACAAAGGAAGCACUUGUGAAGUUGGAAUUCUAGAGACGCCAGCUAUACCAAUACUAGUUGUUGAUCAACCGUCACAAUUUUUGACUUUAACAGCUCAUCCUGAGACUGACUUAAGAGUAGACAUAAUAUCUAGCAGUAGUCAGCUUGAAGUCCUCUCAAAUACUUCAUUUUAUUUAUACAAUGUACUUCCAAGAUCUUAUUUCAAAUUGAUUGCAUAUGAGGAAGGCAUAUACACAAUCAGUUAUAAUGUAUCAGGAACUGAUGCUGACUCGUUUGAGACUCCACCACCAGUAAGAGUCAUAGCAGUGAACAAUACUGAUGAUAUCAGUAGAGUAGGAGAAUCAAGCAACAGCAGUGACUAUGGAAUUCCGGAUAUGCUUACUCCUGGUUGCUGUACUCCAUAUGGUCUCACAUAUCAGUGUCCCUAUUCAACAAACACUGUCAGGUUUACUUCAACUUGCUCAUGGAGUUUUGAGUCUAGCGGAAACCAAGUAACUGAUGGUGUUACGUUUGUUUCAGCUCAUGGAUUGACAGUGCCAGUAUCAAUAGCUGGUGCUGAAUUGAUUCAAAUAAUUUCUGAUGGUAUUACAAAUACGCUACCACAGACUGAGCACUCUUGUAAUGAGUGUCCGAGCACUAAUAAUUCCGAUUGCUCAAACUAUAACUUUGAUCCAAAUGAUUUUCUCAUUUUAUUAUCUCGAAGACUAUUGGGAGCCUCAUACUUGAAUUAUACCGAUCAACUGCUACCCUCCUGGCUUACUCUCCGCUUAUUACCACAAUGGCUAACUGAGAACUCUACUUUUUCUUUCAAAGACUACUCUACCUACUUGAGAACAGGAGACAGAACCAGUGACAUCGAGAGCUGUCAGAAUUUGAAACUUGGCUCCGACAGACUUUACUCUAUUAUUAUCUACAACAAUCCCAUUUCAGUUGAACUGGUUGACAAGCUGCACACAUACACACCACAACAAAAUGAGUCAAUAUGCAUUGCUAUUGAUCUCUGCAGUGAUAGGGAUUCCCCUGUACACAUAACACUUCCACCAAGUAUCCGAGGUAUCAUAAAUAGCUUCAGUCAAAUUCAGGAGUUUGUUCAUGAAGGUUGGGAGUUGUCAUACGAAGAGGCUGUAGUCUCCAGGAAUGGCAUUGGUGCUGAUGAAAUAAAUGCAACAUUCCCAGAGUCAUACUGGAAUGGUAGUAGAUACAUUGACACUGCUGAUGUUCUGCCUUCCUUUGAUGUUCAACUGAAGAUGAAUGCCUACAAAAACUUUAAUGAGUCUAACAUAUUUUGGGCAGCUCUUAAUGUCACAGGUGACAUUUAUUAUCAGACACAAGUCACUAAGAAUAAAGUUGAAGGAGUGAUUGAUGGCAGGGUAAGUCUUACUCUAAAUAUGAGUUUUAGCAAUAUGACUGGAGAAAUGGUUCUAACAACCAGAGACAAUCCUACCAUUUUUUCUCUUAUUAAUACUGGAGACAAUAGUAUUCUUAAAGGCAUAUCAAUGAAACUGGACUAUUCAGCUGGAAGGAAAGAUGAAUUAUUUUCAAAAGUCUUUCAGUGCGUAAAUCGAGCUUGUCCUUUUGAUGUCUUUGUUCAGUUACCUGACCUAAAGAUUAUAGAUUACAUUUAUCUUCGCACAAACCAAAUUACCCUUUCAAUUGACAGCUAUAGGUUUGAAAAGGGAGCACUGGACAAUGCGAUCACAAUCAACUCCUCCUCAGAGGAUCCUCUAUUGACAGGAGCUCAACUUCUCAUAGAGUCCAAUCUAACUGGUAGUCAGCUUAUUCUUAAUCCAUUUAUCUCACUCAGGCAGCCUGAAACAGGAUCAGCUCUCAGUGCUGGGUAUUGGAAAAAUGGCUCUUUUCUAGCAAAACUUCCAAGAGUGGCUUUCUCAAUAUUAGAUACCCUCUUCACUACUCCAGUUUCUAUUGACAGUGAUAACGGCCUCAUAUUUCAUGAUGAUGACAUUAGCAUUCUCUCAUCAUAUAAAGCUGGCAUUACAGGUAGAAGCUAUCGACAAAACAAUUGGGAUGAUAUUUCUCUGAUUAUUAAUGGUAACUUUAAGACUGGCCCAGAUGGUUCAUUUGUUAGUGACUUGGAGACGUAUGUUCAUGACUAUGCCAACACUAAAGUGCAAGAUGCACGAGAAAGAGUAUUGAAUGCACAAUUAGCAGUAGAACGUACCAAAUCAUUAAUAAUGAAAUACAACUGUACUUUAGCCAGUAAACAAGCUAACCUCACCAUUCUUAAUGGUCUGUACACUAAAGCAUUAAAUAAAGUGACCCAAUUUGCUGAAGGCAUCAAUCAAGCACAAAACUUAAUCAGUAGUGCUAACUCAUCACAAUUGGCAGUACUGCAAAAACUACAAUCAAUUUGUACUGAUUUGCCCUGUCCAGAGAUGUGCCUACCAACUGUAACAUGUGAGUCAUGUGACAAUCAGCUAUCAAUAGACAACUGGGGAAUAGUAAACAGCAUUCAGUUGGAGGAACUCCUCCAAUACCAGAAAGGCCUAGUGACUGAGGAGAAAUGGAACAUACAGCGUCUUUGUCGUAUUAUCACAAAAAUACGAUCCUGGGCCGUGGUGAGUUUUGGACAAAUCUGUAGCUACAAGACUGUUUUCAGCAAUGUAACUCACGAGGCUGGCGUCACUUAUACUGAAAGAGUUAAUGUAUCACAAAUACAAGCAGCUAUAGUGGAUACGUUAGAGUAUAUUGCUAAUGAGUUUUGCUGUCAGAAUGAGAUAUGUGGGGCCCAAACCUUGAAUUAUUCAUGUGCAGUAUCUAAUGCAGGGUGUCGUAUAGCUCAAACUGCAGCAUUAAAUACAAUGACUGAUGCACAGCAAGAACUAGUGACCCCAUUACUUCAAUUACCGCAGGCCAAAAUAAAUCAUUCUAUUGCUCAAGUUGAAUCAACUGUGAUAGCAGCACAAAUAAAUGCGACUCAGGUUGCUAUUGAACAAACACAAAAAAUGUUACAAAAUCUUCUUAGCCAAUACCAACAAGAACUGGACAACUUGCAAUCCAUUCAAGAAGAUCAACGACUGAUACUAACAAUUUGGGAGAACUUAAAUACGAGCACAAUCCAACAACUACUAAGAGUCAAUGGGGUAUCAUUCACAGCUAAUAUCAGUGAUGAACCCACUUCAACAUUAAUAAAUGUCAACAUCACUUGUAGCAUACCUGUCACUGAUACUACUCUGACAAUAACCGAUACCAUUGACUUGACAGCUGGGCUACCAUUAAUAAAGCGUGAUCUAGCUAACAGGAUUCUUAAUAGGUUAGGGGUACAACUUGAGAAUGGUGCUAAUAAAAGGAAGCGAUCCAUUCUCAUUCCUUCCUUUAACAAGCAGCAAUUUGAGACUAAAUGUGCAUCACUCAAUGAUGUGAAAGGAUUCUUAACACAGCUCAAUCAAUCUUUGGAGUAUGCACUUGGAAAAGCCCAAGAAAUAAAGUCAAAUUUAAGUAAUGCUGCUGCAUCAAUUCCCUCAACUCUAUCUGUAAAUGCCUUCAAUUUCUCUCACAUAAAUUUCAGUUAUUUGCAGAGUGAAUUCCAGAUUGCAAUAGAACAGGAUAGUUUGCUCACAGAAGCAACAACAGAUCCAUCGAUAGUCAAUCUCACGUCAGCUAUUACUGAUUUACGUCGAUCUAUUCUAUUGCAAAGUUUAGAAAUUGAUAGCACACACUUUAUAUCAUGGCAGACCAGUAUGGCCAGCCUUUACAAGGAAGGUAUUACGAGGAUAGCUAACACAUCUUGCUAUGGCUUUACUGAUUGUCUCACAGUACUAACAAAUGUAUUAAGAGACCUUAUAUCAGAUGCUCCAUCAGACAUAAUUGAUCAUAAUUUAAUGUCUUCGUUAUUGGCUGCCAAACAAGCUCUACUCCAAUUGAGUCUCUUCACAAAUGCAUCACUCACAGAAGCAGCCUCUCUUGAUAAUGGAGUCAAUGAUAUUGUGCAUCAUAUAGAGAAUGCACAGUAUUGGUGUAGCAGACUACCAAUAAUAACAGAGCAUCCACAGAGCACGGUACAUGUUGUGAUGAAUGAUACACUAACUCUUGAGUGUGCUGCUCAAUCAAUUCAACCUAUGAGGUAUCGCUGGAAGAAGGAUGGGUUCACACUGCAGAUUUCCUCUUUUCCGACGUUGACGAUUGAUGAAACAACAUUAUUGGAUGAGGGACAAUACCAGUGCACUGUUAUGAAUAACAUUGGAACAGUCGGCUCGCAUUUAGCUAAUGUUUACAUAAUUGUUCCUCCUACUAUUGUGCUCUCUCCCUCUGACACCAUGACAUUUGAAGGCUCUGAUAAUGGAGGAUGGUUUGCAUGCAAUGCCAGUGGGCACCCUACACCAGGAUACCAAUGGUUUUAUUCAUUAGAUAAGUCCAACUGGACUCUAGUUGAAGAUAGUGCAAGUAAUGAACUGGUUGUAUUUAAGCCUACUCUUAUUCAGGAAGGCUGGUAUCGGUGUCGUGCUUUUAUUGGAGAUUAUGUCGAUUAUUCUGAGCCAGCAUUUUUGAUAGUUCGCAGAGCAAGUUUCAGCACUAUUAACUUUCCCAUUGAGUUCCUAAUGGUUCUUCUUAACAGAAAUCCUUCAGUACCUACUAAUAACACUGACAGAAUAAAGCAUAUGUUAUACAAUAAGCUAAGGAAUCACACUCUAACACAUGAUGAUCAAAUUGAAAUCAAAAAUUUUGAACUUUUGUAUAGUCACAGUAACUCAAGAGUCACAGUUGAUACUGGAUUCUACUUUGAGUUUGAUUAUUCUAUUUACAUACUUAUAUCUGAUCAAGCUGAUCUUGCAUUGCCUCAUAUGCUCAACCUCAUUCAGAGCACAUUAACACUUGAAGGAAAAAUGGGAGACAUUUACUUUGAUAUCAGUGAUAUAUCAUACAUCUCACUGAAGCAGUCUCUAUUGAUUGGUAAUUUACAGUAUCUUUGCCCUGCUGGUCAAGGCGUAACCGAUGGGAACUUUAUAUGCAUUGAUUGUUCUACCGGAAUGUACUCAGAUUUCACUGACAUAGCUACGCAGUGUGUUCCAUGUAAGAAAGGAUCAUAUGGUGUUGAUAUUGGUCAGAGUCAAUGCACAUCCUGUCCAGCUGGUUAUAGUACUCUUAAUGUUGGGUCCACAUCAGAAGAAGAGUGCUUAAAGUUGUGUUUACCUGGUCAGAAUUCUACUACUGGGACAGUUCCAUGCCUCUCUUGUCCACCUUUCACAUAUGCACUCAGUGAAGGAUCGAUAUUGUGCACAGAGUGUGAUGAGAGUGCAAUUACAAAAGGAAUUCCUGAGUGUCAAAUUCCAUUUAUGACUUCAUCGGUUAUAGAUGAGCCCGAUACAACUGAGACUCCAACAUUGGAUUCAGAAGAAGGAACAUCUAAUGAUGGAAUCAUUGCACUUUUUAUAAUUGUUUUCUCAUUAAUUGGACUGACUGCUAUUUCACUAAUAGCUAUUAUAACCACUGUUGUUCUUUACCGAAAGAAGAAGAGACCAGGAGUAGUCAUACAACGUUCAAAACCUAGGAGAAUGAAAGAACCAGGAAUAAGUUUUGUGUCUAAUCCACUGUUUCAACAACAAAAUCGACGCGAGUCGAAUAAUUUUACAGACAAUGGAAGUGUGUCGGCAGAAAGUGAUAUUGUAAGAGUCAAUCCAUUGUAUCAAGGGUUUCAUGCAGAAGAAGAAGAUGAUGAGUGUGAUACCAUUAAUAGCUAUUCACAAGUUGGUCAGUUCUUUCCUGCUCAUCCAACUUUGGAUCAAAUCUAUGAUGAAAUUGAGCCUGUCAAGUUCCAUCAGCAUUUUGAGGGACAUGAUGAUGAUGAUGAAGAUGACUUCGAUGAUUUAAUGGAAAAAUUUUAAAUCUGCAUUUAUUUAUAUUUAUUUAUACUGCUAUAAAUGUAAAGUUGUGCUAUGUUAAAAAAUAAUGUUAUAUUUUUAGAAAUAUUAUAAAAAACUUGAGCUGCAAACACAA